AUGCCGAUCCCUAUGCAAGUGUCCCUUCCACUCGCUCUGCAUCUCCGCAGCCCGCAAACGUACAAUAUACUGACCGACGAGCGCUGGAAGCCAGGUGAGGAUACAGAGUAUAUGUUCGUGUCGUUGACCUGCACUCAGAAAUUCCAACGCUUCUCUCUAAACGACUUUGCCUUCAUGGAACAGCAAUCUGGUCGGGCCCAAGCGACUCUACUGUUUGCCGCCAUCUUGCGUGACAUUUUCAAUCACCCAGACUGGUCGCAGUUGCAUAAUUUCUUCAGCAAACGAUAUCCUGCAGGACAGGACUCAGAAGAUGUCAACAUGCGGACUCUCAACCCGCCCAAGGAACUGUCUACCUGGAAGAAGCCCACCGUGGUCGAUUUCAUGACAGAUCCUAGCUCUGUCGGGCUGCCCAAGGACUUGGCCACGCUGCUUGCAACUGCCGGUCGCACCUCACGCGCACGCUUGAUGGGCCCCGACCCACAGCCCUGCGCAAUCGGCCCUGCCAUCAGUGUAGCCUGCGGCGCGGGCGCAUACAUGGACCUCACCUAUGCCGGCCAGCCACCCGGGAAAUAUGAAAAGAUGACAUACGCAUACGGGGAACUGUACGGCUGGAAAAAGGACAAGUUUGAAGUGAUAGCAGGCGCUAUUCCAACAACCAAAAAGGGCGGACGGGAUCGAUACUGGGCCGAGUGGGCAAUUCUAUGGUCGGUCAUCUCGGAAUGGGCAUACGAGCACGACAGCACGGCUCUUCAGUUAGGCCAUCUGAGCACUCAUAGCUUCAAGUAUCGGCUGAGUCCAGAGGAGGACCGAUCUUUCGACCACUUUGGCAAGAUUCCGCGUAAAUAUCUCAAGACCGACGCCAUUGCGGCCGCUGAUGCCAUCCACGAUGUUUUCAAGCAACUUGCUCAAGAACCGCGGCUUUUCCAAGGGGUGGAAUGGGACUUUUGGAUAUAG
Molecule: messenger RNA, 954 nt
Organism: Penicillium subrubescens
Lineage: Eukaryota; Fungi; Ascomycota; Eurotiomycetes; Eurotiales; Aspergillaceae
Exons: 2
Coding region: 1-954 (317 amino acids)
Source: RefSeq, a predicted model, not a curated record